Molecule: messenger RNA, 2904 nt
Organism: Rattus rattus (black rat)
Lineage: Eukaryota; Metazoa; Chordata; Mammalia; Rodentia; Muridae
Gene: Lyn
Product: LYN proto-oncogene, Src family tyrosine kinase
Exons: 13
Coding region: 287-1762 (491 amino acids)
Biological process (GO): protein phosphorylation; innate immune response; cell surface receptor protein tyrosine kinase signaling pathway
Cellular component (GO): extrinsic component of cytoplasmic side of plasma membrane
Molecular function (GO): ATP binding; non-membrane spanning protein tyrosine kinase activity; signaling receptor binding
Source: RefSeq, a predicted model, not a curated record
GGAAGUAGCUGGGACCAGUCGGCCGAGCCCAGCGACAGCCAGUUCCUCUCCCACCGAGCCGGGCCUGUGAGCCUCCCGGCCAACGUUCUGCAGCUGGUAGCCUGCUGCAGGCCGGGCACUGUCCCCCGAGCAGUGUGCCCUUAAGUACUGGCUAAGCGUCCUAGGACCCGGGCCCGCAGCUGCUUCCCAGGCGGGCCCCUCAGGGCUAUCCCGUCGCGUGCGUAGCUUUGAACCGAAGUCACCGUGGAGUUCCGCCGCCCCGAAACUUCCACCGCGAGCGAGAAAUAUGGGAUGUAUUAAAUCAAAAAGGAAAGACAAUCUGAAUGACGAUGGAGUAGAUAUGAAGACUCAACCAGUUCCUGAAUCUCAACUUUUACCAGGACAGAGAUUUCAAGCAAAAGAUCCAGAGGAGCAAGGGGACAUCGUGGUGGCCUUGUAUCCCUAUGAUGGCAUCCACCCAGACGACUUGUCUUUCAAGAAAGGAGAAAAGAUGAAAGUUCUGGAAGAGCACGGGGAGUGGUGGAAAGCUAAGUCCCUUUCAUCAAAGAGAGAAGGCUUCAUCCCCAGCAACUACGUGGCCAAGGUCAACACCUUAGAAACCGAAGAGUGGUUCUUCAAGGACAUAACAAGGAAAGAUGCAGAACGACAGCUUCUGGCACCAGGGAACAGUGCCGGGGCUUUCCUGAUCAGAGAAAGCGAAACUUUAAAGGGAAGCUUCUCUCUUUCCGUCAGAGAUUACGACCCUAUGCAUGGCGACGUCAUUAAGCACUACAAAAUCAGAAGCCUGGACAAUGGUGGUUAUUACAUCUCUCCGAGGAUCACUUUCCCCUGUAUCAGUGACAUGAUUAAGCAUUACCAAAAGCAGUCUGACGGUCUAUGCAGAAGACUGGAGAAGGCAUGCAUCAGUCCCAAACCACAGAAGCCAUGGGACAAAGAUGCGUGGGAGAUCCCCCGGGAGUCCAUCAAGCUGGUGAAAAAGCUCGGCGCUGGGCAGUUCGGAGAAGUCUGGAUGGGUUACUAUAACAACAGCACAAAGGUGGCUGUAAAGACCCUCAAGCCUGGCACCAUGUCUGCUCAAGCAUUCCUGGAAGAGGCCAACCUCAUGAAGACCUUGCAGCAUGACAAGCUUGUGCGGCUGUAUGCCGUGGUCACCAAGGAGGAGCCCAUCUACAUCAUUACCGAGUACAUGGCCAAGGGUAGCUUGCUGGAUUUCCUCAAGAGUGACGAAGGCGGCAAGGUUCUGCUCCCGAAGCUCAUUGACUUUUCAGCUCAGAUUGCAGAAGGCAUGGCGUACAUCGAGCGGAAGAACUACAUCCACCGCGAUCUGCGAGCUGCCAACGUGCUGGUCUCUGAGUCUCUCAUGUGCAAGAUUGCAGACUUUGGCCUCGCGAGAGUAAUCGAAGAUAAUGAAUACACAGCGAGGGAAGGUGCCAAGUUCCCUAUCAAGUGGACAGCUCCAGAGGCCAUCAACUUCGGCUGCUUCACUAUCAAGUCUGAUGUGUGGUCCUUCGGAAUUCUCCUGUACGAGAUCGUCACCUACGGGAAGAUUCCCUACCCAGGGAGAACCAACGCAGAUGUGAUGACCGCACUGUCACAGGGGUACCGAAUGCCACGCAUGGAGAACUGUCCAGACGAGCUCUAUGACAUCAUGAAAAUGUGCUGGAAGGAAUCAGCAGAGGAGAGGCCAACCUUUGACUACUUACAGAGUGUACUGGAUGACUUCUACACUGCCACAGAAGGGCAGUAUCAGCAGCAGCCGUAGUGGGCAUGGAGACCAGCCCACUGGAGCUCGUAGGAAAAGCAGCCAUGGCGGAGAAUACCAGGACCCUCUGUGUUCCUGGUUCCUGUGGACAGGAUGCAUUAACUCAGGAAGAACAUCCUGGACAGAGGAUGCUGUUUUAUACAUGGGUGGCCACUGCUCAGUGGGACCACGGUCAGAACACAAACACCCGCUCUCUCCAAUAAGCACACUGGCUCUACAUGGGCCGAGUGAUUCAGGUUCGGAGACUUGCAACAAAUUCCCAGAUGCAACAAGAACUAAACUCACUUAGCGAAAGUAAACCCCGUGCACAGCAGAUGCUCCCUUACCUUCUCAGUGCUUUGGCUUACUUUCUUAAAAACUACUAAUCCAGCCUGUUGAAUUUUACAGGCGAAGGCCACGAGCUUUAAAACGUCUUCUCUAAAUUCGAAUGGUUUUUUUUUGUUUGUUUGUUUGUUUUUUUUUUUUUUUGGCUUGGGAAAUUUGAUUCCUCCUCACCUCCCACCCCACCCCCCAGAAAAUGAGACGAUUAAACAUUUUCCUUUGCGGUAAGAUCACUGGACGGAAGGCAGCACUCACUCCCCCUGCAGGAGCGCGGUGCGUGGGUGGGCACGCAGAAGGACCUUUGCUGAACUGGAGCCCUUUGGACAGAAAAACCUCAAGUUCUGCCCUGUAGAGGAAUGUUUGUAAUGGUCCAGGUAUUUCAGUCACAGGUUUCUCUCAAGGCUUUCCUGAUGGUGUCCUUUGGGAGAAACAUAAGCGACUCUCUAGUCUGUCAGGACUUUAUGAGACCUUCCAAAAAUACAAAGCAUUUCUCUCAUUGCCUCAAAUGACUUGAACAUUUUAUAAAUCAUAUAGUAUAGUCGUACUCUAAGGAAGUUAAAAUGCCAUGUUGGGGGCUAUUUUUGUGACUCAGUAAUCUUUUCUAGAUUGUGUGAGACAUGUGGGAGACUAUUUACAUGUGAAGGUAGGAAGCAGGCAAUCAUGGAGAGGCCUCUGGCGACCAGAGCAGUUUCGUUACCUGGGUUUUCCCCUGUAAACUCCCAUUAGAAACUGCUGUGUCUGUCCCUUUCACUUGUGUUACUGUGUACAUACCUAAUAUUUCUAUUUUUGAUUUUAUUUUAAUACACCCAAUAACAUCUUGA